Messenger RNA from Odocoileus virginianus texanus, 1248 nucleotides. It is a transcript of the gene ID3, whose product is annotated as inhibitor of DNA binding 3. Lineage: Eukaryota; Metazoa; Chordata; Mammalia; Artiodactyla; Cervidae. Gene Ontology annotation, cellular component: cytoplasm; nucleus. Gene Ontology annotation, molecular function: protein dimerization activity; transcription regulator activity. Gene Ontology annotation, biological process: negative regulation of transcription by RNA polymerase II; cell differentiation; circadian regulation of gene expression. The record is from RefSeq and is a predicted model, not a curated record.
GAUAUGGGGCGCUGCCAGGAACAGGCAAAUUUAAAAGUUAAUGGUUUUAAGUGAUUUUUUUAAAUCCUUUCUGGCAAAGAGGCCCGCCUCUCCCCAGUAUCAGCGCUUCCUCAUUCUUUGAAUCCGCGACUCCGCGGUAUUCGGCGUCAGACCGGCCAGAGGAAGCCUGUUUGCAAUUUACCCGGGUUGUGAACGCCCAGGGUUGGCGGAGGCGGGGCCAAGGCGGGCUGUUUUGCAUAAGGGGGCGUGCCCUCCAGGCCGACUCUAUAAGUGCAGACUUCGGAGAGCGUGCGCGCGUUGCAGGCUGCUCUAGAGGGUCUCUGGCUUUCUCCUUCUUUCCAGCACUUCCCAACCUCAUUUCUCAGUAUGAAGGCGCUCAGCCCGGUGCGCGGCUGCUACGAGGCGGUGUGCUGCCUGUCGGAACGCAGCCUGGCCAUCGCGCGGGGCCGUGGCAAGAGCCCGGCCGCCGAGGAGCCGCUGAGCCUGCUUGACGACAUGAACCACUGCUACUCGCGGCUGAGGGAACUGGUACCCGGAGUCCCGCGAGGCACUCAGCUUAGCCAGGUGGAAAUCCUGCAGCGCGUCAUCGACUACAUCCUCGACCUGCAGGUGGUCCUGGCCGAGCCGGCUCCUGGGCCCCCAGACGGCCCGCAUCUUCCCAUCCAGACAGCCGAGCUCGCUCCGGAACUUGUGAUCUCCAACGACCAAAGGAGCUUCUGCCACUGACCUGGCCCGUCCUGGCGCCUCCAGAACGCAGGUGCUGGCGCCCGUCCGGGACCCCGGGACCCUCUACGGCCGGAAGCCCGAGGGCAUGGAUGGGCCUCAACCUUGCCCUGCCCACUUGACUUCCCCAAACCCCUGCCUCGAGGCUGGACCUGCGCCCGGGAGCGAAGGACUGUGAACUUGGGUGGCCUAAAGAGCCAGCGCUAGCUCUGGGCACCAGCUGGGCAACCUCCCCCAGCCCUCCCCACUCCCAAGUUUUAAAGACUCUUUCAAUGUGUGGAGGUGUACGGGGUUGGGGGUGGGGGCUGGCUGUUCUCCAAAUUCUGCCUUGGCCAAGGCAGCGGUAGAGCUGGUCUUCUGGUCUCCUUGGAGAAAGACUCUGUUGCCCUGAUUAUGAACUCUAUAAUAGAGUAUUUAGCUUUUGUACCUUUUUUGCAGGAAGGUGACUUUCUGUAACCAUGCGAUGUAUAUUAAACUUUUUAUAAAAGUUAACAUUUUGCAUAAUAAACGGUUUUUAAACACUUG